Messenger RNA from Aspergillus pseudotamarii, 2400 nucleotides. RefSeq lists its product as uncharacterized. Bases 1 to 2400 code for a protein of 799 amino acids. The transcript is spliced from 3 exons. The record is from RefSeq and is a predicted model, not a curated record. NCBI's taxonomy places the organism in Eukaryota, Fungi, Ascomycota, Eurotiomycetes, Eurotiales, Aspergillaceae.
AUGGAACUAACCGUUGGACAAGUCUCUGGUAUAAUUAACUUUGGCGUUGCCAUUGUCGGCAUAACCCUCCCGCUAGGAAUCGCUUACGUCCUUAGCUGGCAGCUCCCCGAGGAGAAUAAUGCCAUUACCUGGUCUGUGGGUACACGCGUCCUGCAAGCAACCGCUUGGCCCUCCCUCAUAGGAGCAGAUAGUACUGCGUCGAAGAAGGUCAGCUGGCUGGCGUUCUGUCUUGGCUGGGGGAUUACUAUCGGCCAAGUGCUCGUCAGUAUUGCUGGUAUCAUCACCCCUCUGGGACUGCAUGAUCGAAUCAAGCCGGCGGCCUCUACCUCGGUACCCUUUGUGUAUGUGCCAGAUAGGUCGCCGUACGGUCUUGGAACGCCACCUCGCCCCGACGAACCAUUUUCCCGAGGUUGCGGAGGGUCUGGCUGGGUUGUUUGUCCUGGAACCAACGGGACCGAUGCGUAUUUCCUCGUCAACAAGACAGUCCAUGACAUCAUCCCCAAUAAUGGGACCUAUUCGGCCCGACUGCCCUACAACCUGACCCAGAUCUUCUCAAGCGCGACCUCAGGGACAAAUAAUACCGUAUCGGGACCCUUUGAUAUUCAAUACCGACAGCUAUUCCCAAGAUCUAUGGACCAAGUGGACAAUGGCAGACCAUAUAUAGUUGGGUCGUACCGGGUGAUGGAGAGUCUCAUAUUACACAAUAAGAUCGAAGCGAUUGAGGGACUGAUCGUUGACAGUACAAGGGGUGGGGUGGGCUAUCGCAACCAUACCGCGCCGGCCAAUCUUCCAACGGGAGGACGCUGGACGGAGGAUAUUACUUGGCUGCAGCCUCUGAUAGAUUGCGUGAACACCAAUCUCAGCAUCCGAUUCACCCUCAACUACACCGACUACAAUGGGAACAGAGUCGAAUCCCACAAUGUGCGCCUCAAAGACAAGGGCGGAUUUUCCAAUCUCCCCCUUAAGGGCCCUCCGGUCAACAUGGAGGAUAUGCAGGCGAACCCUGACCUGCGUACUCGAGCAACGCAGCUCGCCUUUUUCCACAACGGCAUGUUAAUGUGGGCAUUGGGACUAGCUAGUCCCAAUAUUAGCGCCCCUCGGAAUAUUACAUCGGAUACAGAAUACCCUCUGGUUCUAAAUGGGAGCCUCACUGGUGACCAACACAAUGCGUACCGGCCAGACUCGAUCCAGAUCCCUGGGAGCGACGGGCUCUUCAUAAAUUCCGACUUCAAUAGCUCGAAUAGUUUGUGGAGCUUCCAAACCACAGCCCUGGCAUGUCGUGGGUUGGUUUCCCAGUACACCAGCGACGCUCUGGAUAAUUCCACGGUAGGUAUUGAUUGUGGUCUCAUCCAGACCGCGCCGCGACGGUUGGACGGUACCGAUCCACGAAUCUAUGAUGCAGGCUCGGAGUGGGAGCAGGACAUAUACAUGUGCGCGAGUGCUGUCCAGGCAUCGAUUAAAACCGUGGAGUUUACUUUUAAUGGGAGCUCGACUCUGGACGACCUUACUGUGUCCAGCGUGGAAGACAAGGUGUACGAAACUCAGGAUGCGCAGCCUUUAUGGGCGAUUGAGAUCACCGGACAGCCAGCGUCAGUAACUGCUCCUUUGUGGGGCCUUAUCAGCGAGCAAUACGCAUCUUCCGAGAACCUGAUUACCGUACGUUCGGAGAGGCUCCUCCUUCCACCUGCGUACCCAGACAGCGCUAGCGUGGUCAACGCAAAGGACAGUAUGGCUGCGAGUUAUGCUCCCAUGGCAGCCCAGCAUGUAGCCCUCGGUGAGAGCUAUCUGGGGCAAAUCACCUCUAGGUGGACUACAGAUCUGCCCAUUGCAGACUACACCGGAAAGUCCAACUUUGCGCUGUCCCGACGCUGGCAGCAGCUGUCCACUGAUGGUGAACAGGGCGCUGCUUUGAUUUUAAAGCUGAUCUUUACCGACAUCCUAGCAACGGCGACUAUCGGCUCGCAGACCCCUAUCGGUCUGAGCGGCAGCGACACCGGUAGUCUGGGAGGUACAGUGCCUUCUGGUGACAAGAAGGUCCGCAUCGAGCCUUUCCAACGAAAGAUCGAGUACAAUCUGCCAUAUGCCGUACCAGCGUUCCUCACGUUAGCCUUGUGGGUCGUGGUGCUAGUUGCCUUCCUCGUUGCAUUGAUCGUUUCCCGCUUCUCCUUCUCGAAGCUGCGACAGCAGCUAAACUUGAGCUCCAUUGGCCGACUGUACACAAACUUGGUGUAUCCCGAUGUUUGCGAGAUUGAUGCGAAGACUGACACGUGGAUUGAACAAGCCGGCGGGCUCAAGUUUCGACUGGAUCGUAAGGGUAUAAGCGAUGCCGAAGACCCGUCAGCUGAAUCCCAACUGAUGGAAGAGCAAAAUGAAUCAUCAGAUAGCGUCAGUGUGGAGUAA